Molecule: messenger RNA, 660 nt
Organism: Fusarium tjaetaba
Lineage: Eukaryota; Fungi; Ascomycota; Sordariomycetes; Hypocreales; Nectriaceae
Exons: 3
Coding region: 1-660 (219 amino acids)
Biological process (GO): Golgi organization; endoplasmic reticulum to Golgi vesicle-mediated transport; intracellular protein transport
Cellular component (GO): endoplasmic reticulum; COPII-coated ER to Golgi transport vesicle; endoplasmic reticulum-Golgi intermediate compartment
Source: RefSeq, a predicted model, not a curated record
AUGAAAUUCCUACUUCCUCUCCUGUCGCUCAGCGCCGCUGCGAAUGCGCUGCACUUCUUCAUUGACGGCACAACCCCCAGAUGUUUUUACGAGGAGUUGCCCAAGGAUACACUUGUCGUUGGACAUUACACUGCUGAGGAGUGGGAUGACCGAGUAUCAGCCUGGGUAAAGCAUGACGGCAUCAGCAUCUACAUCAACGUCGACGAAAUAUUCGACAAUGAUCACCGCGUCGUUUCUCAGCGCGGCGCUGCUUCUGGCCGCUUUACCUUCUCUGCCGCCGAUGCUGGCGACCACAAGAUCUGCUUCACCCCUUCGUCCAGCUCUGGCCGCACUUCGUGGCUCUCCGCCAAGAACCCCAACGGCGGCAUCAAGUUGACUCUAGACUUGGUUAUUGGUGAGACCAAUCAAAUCGAGAGCAGCGAUAAGGGAAAGAUCCAGGAUAUCACAUCACGUGUCAAAGACCUCAAUGCUCGUCUUGCUGAUAUCCGCAGAGAACAAGUAUUCCAGCGUGAACGAGAGGCCGAGUUCCGAGAUCAAUCCGAGUCUACAAACGCCCGUGUCAUUCGAUGGAUCAUCAUCCAGCUCAUCGUGCUUGGCAUCACCUGCACCUGGCAGCUUUCCCACCUUCGAUCAUUCUUCAUCAAGCAGAAGCUCACCUAG